GUAAUGUCCGUCUUUGAGGCUUCAAUUUUUGAUGGGAUGUUGAGGAUGAACUUUGUUUAAGAUACGUUGAGUGAUUUGAUUUAAGCUGAAGUAGCUAAGAAUUUGAGAGGUUUUAACCUACACUUACUCCAAGAUAGAGCUAGAUGGCAAUAAGGGUUCUUGAAGCAUCAUAUUCCAUAGAAGGGAACAGUUUCUUUUCUUUGCUCUUUUUCCACUUCUAGAUCAAAAUGAUCUGAUUUAGAAUUUUUUUUUUUUUUUUUUUUUUGGCAUCAUAAAUCAAGUUUCGUAAAUAUCUUAGAUCUUGGUGUUAUCUGAAAAGGUCCUAGUUUAAGAUGUUACAGUAUUAUUUGGACUUUCGCCGGCUGCACUUGCCGAAAUCUUAUUAGAUUCAUUAAGAGAACUUUCUCCAAUGGGAAGAAUGCAUUUGGACUGCAAUUCGUCAUAAAAUGUUUGGCUUAACUAGAAAGGGUCAGUUUGAAUGUAACCAUUGUAGUGCCAUCUAUUCAACAUGCUAGAAAUGCAUACUAAAAGUCGAAUCUUGUUGGCAAAUGGCAAUAUAGAUGCUGUAUAUAUUCAUAGCUUGAAGUCACUUGAUAUAACAGAGUAAAACAUAGACUUAGAAGUAUGGUCAUACUCUGAAACGCUGUAGUAUAACUUUGGUACCCUUAUGAUUUGGUGAUUUUAUUGUUCAGAUAUCUGAUGGAUUUGGGUGCAUAGAUUGUGUCGUGUCUCAUGUCCAUUGGAAUACUGAAAGGCUUAAUGAGUUUACUAAAGACAAGCUCUUCUCAGCAUUGUUCUAAAACACUGCUUGUGUUCUCUGUAGUUCUUGUCAUUCAAGUAUGAAUGAGGAUCAGCAUAUUUAGAAUGUUGUGCCUUCAGUUCUCAAGUGUUUGGUUCCAAUAUAUGUCUAAAAUGGGUAAUUUCGUUGAAAAAUAACUUAGGAAAAAAAAUAAUAAACAAAAAGGCAAUGUCUAAAAUGGCUUAUAUGGUUGUUUUACUAGUUUGAAUGCGACCAUGCAAUCUGCCGUUAAGAAAUGCUUGCAGGUUAGAAGAUGGAAAUUCUUGAUUUCAUGGAUUUUUUUGUUGAUACUCUGUAAUUGGGAUCUAGGCAAUGUCUUCAAUUUUUUAAGUGCACCCUUUUGAUUAUUUUUUUUACUAGAAGGUCCUUAUAUACUGUGUUUCUUGCAGAAUAAGACUUCUAUUUUUAUGAGACAAUUGUAUCCCUUAUCGGAAACAAGCUCAUUAUGUCUGAGGGAGUAGUUUGACAUAGUGGUACUGCAUCACAGUAAAUUUCAAAAGGUCAUAUAAAUUGCAAAAGGUCAUAUGCCAAGGGGAGUGGGAGGACUUUCUACAACAAAUAUAAAAGCAGCUUAUGAUGUUGAACUGAUGAGUAGUUCUACAUCUAGAAUUCAGCACGAGCUGUGGCCACUUGAAGAGAUUAAUCCAAAGGCCGCUAGGUUUCCAUGUUGUUUAGUUUGGACUCCGCUCCCAGUUGUUUCGUGGCUGGCACCUUUCAUGGGGCAUGUUGGUAUUUGCAGGGAGGAUGGAAUUAUUUUGGAUUUUUCAGGUUCCAACUUUGUGAAUGCUGAUGAUUUUGCUUUUGGUGCUGUGGCCAGAUAUCUUCAGCUUGAUCGGAAUCAGUGUUGCUUUCCCCCAAAUCUGGCUGCGCACGCAUGCAAUCAUGGUUAUCAGCACACAGAAUUUGGAACAGCAAUCACAUGGGAUGAUGCUCUACAGUCAAGUGUGCGACAAUUUGAGCACAAAACUUACAACCUAUUUACAUGCAACUGCCACUCCUUCGUUGCUAAUUGUCUGAACAGGCUUUGUUACGGUGGAUCAAUGGGUUGGAACAUGAUAAAUGUGGCAGCUUUAAUACUGUUUAAGGGGCAGUGGGUUAACAGCAUGUCAAUUAUACGGUCAUUUCUUCCAUUCGUGGUGGUGCUCUGCAUAGGCGUAUUGAUGGUGGGCUGGCCGUUCUUGAUUGGGCUGUUCUCAUUUUCUUUCCUCCUUUUAGGGUGGUUUGUAUUUGGUACCUAUUGCGUCACAGGACUGAUAGAGUGCUAGUGCUUGGUCCUUGCGUUAUUAAUGUUUUGUAAAGGAAGCAAAGAUGGUACAGAUUAAUGUUUUCUUCUGAAAAUUAUGUUCAUAGUACAUGCUAAAGAGAUGCAGCAAGUUUUCUGCGGAGAGCUUUGCUGAUGUUACAGUAUAAAGUCUACUCCGCAUCAAGGAACUGAACUAAUUGUAGAUCUGUUUUAGAACAGAAACUGAACGUUUGGUUUAAAUCUUUUUGCUUUAAUCUUGGUUCUGGUUGGCAUUU
Molecule: messenger RNA, 2317 nt
Organism: Pistacia vera
Lineage: Eukaryota; Viridiplantae; Streptophyta; Magnoliopsida; Sapindales; Anacardiaceae
Product: protein REVERSION-TO-ETHYLENE SENSITIVITY1
Exons: 2
Coding region: 1324-2064 (246 amino acids)
Biological process (GO): response to ethylene; regulation of ethylene-activated signaling pathway
Cellular component (GO): Golgi apparatus; endoplasmic reticulum
Source: RefSeq, a predicted model, not a curated record